AUGAGUACAGACGCCUUCCGCUAUAGGAAAGAAUACAUGACCUUGCCUGAGCUGUCUCUCCCUUCUCAAACCUUCAAAACUCACACUGGCAAUGUCUAUGACCUUCUAUCGUCUCUUACCUUCAACCUCCUGAUCGUUUCUCUCUAUCUUGUUGGCAUGGAGUCCACUCAUAAGGAAGAUUCAAUGAUCUCCGGCGAGGAAGUUGAUCAGCCAGAGCAAGACAACACCGAUGGAAGCACCACCACUGGCCGAUCCUACGAGUGCGUGUUCUGUAAGAGAGGCUUCACAACUGCACAGGCCUUGGGUGGCCAUAUGAAUAUCCAUAGGAAAGAUAGAGCAAGGAAUAAACCUACGAUCAAUUCAACUAAGCAUGAAGAGAAUCACAGUCACACAGGACCCAUUUUUUACCAGCCGAUUUCAAGUUACCCACCUCGUUAUUCUUCACCUCAUGAAGCUCAGAUGAAUUAUCGGACGUAUUUUCCGGCAUCCACGUCAAAUACAAAGCCCUUGUUCCAAAACCAUAAUAAUAACUCGCAUGAUCGCAGCCCACAGAGGUCACUAUUUGGAGAGGAUUGUCGGAUGAGCUUGAGUUUGAAGUUUGGUACAGCACAUGCAGAAAGUGCAGAAGAUGAAUUGGAUUUGGAGCUUCGGCUUGGCCACAACCCAUAG
Messenger RNA from Ilex paraguariensis (yerba mate), 669 nucleotides. Lineage: Eukaryota; Viridiplantae; Streptophyta; Magnoliopsida; Aquifoliales; Aquifoliaceae. The record is from the annotation of a GenBank genome assembly.